GCAACGUUAUCUCAUGGAUUCACUGGGGCCUGGGAACCACACUGCAGUAACAGACUUCAUUUUACUGGGCUUAACUGAUGACCCAGUCCUUCGAGUCAUCCUCUUUGUGAUCAUCCUGUGUGUCUACCUGGUGACUGUAUCUGGCAAUCUCAGCACAAUCAUUCUUAUCAGAAUCUCUUCUCAGCUCCAUCAUCCUAUGUAUUUUUUUCUGAGCCACUUGGCUUUUGCUGACAUAGGCCUUUCAACUUCUGUCACACCCAAUAUGCUUGAAGACUUCCUGGUGAAGGGAAAUCCAAUCUCCUAUCAUGGAUGUGGCAUGCAGCUUGGUUCAAUUGCUGUCUUUGGGGCAGUUGAGUGCUUCCUUCUAGCUAUGAUGGCAUAUGAUCGCUUUGUGGCAAUCCGCAACCCACUGCUUUAUUCAACCAAAAUGUCCACACAAGUCUGUGUUCAGUUUAUCAUAGUGGCUUACAUGGGUGGUUUUCUCAAUUCUUGCUCUUUUACUAUUUCCUUCUAUGUUUUACUGUUCUGUGGACCAAAUCAUGUCAAUCAUUUUUUCUGUGAUUUUGCUCCUCUAGUGGAAGUCUCCUGUUCUGAUAGCAGUAUCCCUGCAGUUGUCCCCUCAUUUGUUGCUGGCUCCAUCGUUGUAGUCACAGUGUUUGUCAUACUUGUCUCUUACAUCUAUAUCCUCAUCACCAUCCUGAAGAUGAACUCCAAGGAGGGGCGCCACAAGGCCUUCUCCACCUGCACUGCCCACCUCACAGCGGUCACUCUGUAUUUUGGGACUGUCACAUUUGUUUAUGUGAUGCCCAAGUCCACCUUCUCAAGUGACCAGAACAAGGUGGCAUCUGUGUUCUACAAUGUGAUCAUCCCUAUGCUGAACCCCAUCAUCUAUAGUCUCAGGAACAGUGAAAUUAAGGGGGCUCUUAAGAGAGAGCUUUGCAGAAUAUUUUUGUAG
Messenger RNA from Phyllostomus discolor (pale spear-nosed bat), 955 nucleotides. RefSeq names its product olfactory receptor 502-like. Gene Ontology annotation, cellular component: membrane. Gene Ontology annotation, molecular function: odorant binding; olfactory receptor activity; G protein-coupled receptor activity. The coding region runs from base 14 to 955 and encodes 313 amino acids. The record is from RefSeq and is a predicted model, not a curated record. NCBI's taxonomy places the organism in Eukaryota, Metazoa, Chordata, Mammalia, Chiroptera, Phyllostomidae. The transcript has a single exon. Gene Ontology annotation, biological process: G protein-coupled receptor signaling pathway; sensory perception of smell.